This is a messenger RNA of Medicago truncatula (barrel medic), 1932 nucleotides long. Its product is annotated as protein MAIN-LIKE 1. The transcript has 4 exons. The record is from RefSeq and is a predicted model, not a curated record. Gene Ontology annotation, biological process: meristem development; meristem maintenance. NCBI's taxonomy places the organism in Eukaryota, Viridiplantae, Streptophyta, Magnoliopsida, Fabales, Fabaceae. The coding region runs from base 39 to 1826 and encodes 595 amino acids.
AUCAACGUAGUUCUCCUUUGAGCUACAACCAUAUCUUGAUGUCUGAUUCUGAAACAGAGUCUGAUGACGUUAGAAGUUUUGUUAAUUUUGCAGUAAGAAAGAGAAAGGGGAAAAUGCCGAUGGUUGAUACAAGAAACAUUCAAAGAAAGGAAAAUAAUGAGGGGAAGAGAUUAUUUUCAUCGCCUGAAGAAAUUGCAAAACAAUUCAAGUCAAAAGCACAUGUAGAUCAAGUGGGGCCACAAUGUAGAUUAGAAGAUGGUACGGUUUCUCGUGUAGGACGUGAUCAACAACUCGUACAUCAAGCAGAGGAGGAACAACUUAUACAGCAGUCGAAGGAGCAACUCGUACAUACCACAGAGGAGCAGGAGGAGGAGGUUGCACGAUAUUAUGAUGGAGGACCUUAUGAUUUGACUCUUCUCACGCGGUAUCAUGACCAUAUUGCCCAUAAGUUAUGGUUUGGUCAGGAGCGCGGUGUCAAAAAGGAGUUAAGAGUAGUAUCCCAUGGGAAAAAGUUGGAGAGUCGGGUUCCUCCACAGCUCCCCCCUCUGAUACAAGGUUGGUUGGACGGGUCUGGACUUAGUGCACUUCAAAGGACCAGUUUAAAGAUGGUUGAUGCCAAUCUGUUAUCUGCAUUUGUGGAGAGGUGGCAUCCAGAGACGUCGUCAUUUCACAUGCCAUUUGGUGAAAUGACGAUUACACUAUAUGAUGUGGCGUGCCUACUUCACCUUCCUAUUAGAGGUGAUUUCUACGAUCAGCCUCUAGGUAUAACUAAAGAAAGAGCAACCUCACUUGCUCAUCUGUUAUUAGGGGUUACUUGUGAUGAGGCUAGGGCAGAGACAAGGAGGACUAGGCGUGGUUGUUACCGUCAAGAGUGGUUGUAUGAUUUGUUUGUUAGGCAUUGUAAGACUGACAUGUUUGAAUAUGCUUCUAGGGCGUACAUGUUGUUGCUGGUUGGCUGUACUAUUUUUUCAAACAAGAGUAUCACUCUUGUAGACGCAAAAUAUCUAUCAUUGUUUGAGGAUUUGUCAAAUUGUGGUAGAUAUUGUUGGGGCGCAGCUUCUUUAGUAGUUACAUUAUACGAGCAUUUGGGAAAUGGCUCAAUGAUGUCAUGUAAGCAACUGGGAGGAUAUGCGACACUUUUACAGUGUUGGAUUUAUGAAUAUUUUCCCACUCUUGGUAAUCGAGUAGAGAACCGGGUUGCAUGUGAUGAGCCAGGAAUGGGUGUUGCUCGAGCUAUGCGGUGGAAGUAUCCACGCGGCAAUCUCAAGGUUGAUCAAAUACGAAGGAUGAUAGACGACCUGACACCUAAUGAUGUCAUAUGGUGUCCAUUUGAUAGUCAUCGCCAAGUAAUUCCUUUUGAUGAUAUAUGUCUAUCCAGUGGUUAUAUUCGUUGGUGCAGCAAUGUAGUUCCUUACUUGCCCGAGAGGUGCCUUCGACAGUUUGGAUACAUACAAUAUAUACCACGACCACCUCCAAAUUUUAAUACGUUUAAUGUAGAUGUUGAGUGGAAUGAUUGCCAUUCCAGUGCAAAUCAGAUCAUUGGAGAUGCACAUCUGACUUCAUAUCCAUUUGAGGUCACGGAUACAUACAUGGAGUGGUACUACAAAGUAUCACAUCCUCAUUUAAUACGGCCUACUGAGGUUCAACAUGUUCUAGUUGAUGUUCCAAUACAUAGAGUCCUUAGUGAUGAAAGACCUUCUAAUUCGACAUUGGCCGUGAUUGUUAGAGAGUUAGAGGGUUGCGCAAGAGAUUGGGGGGCUGUGCCAGAGGAUCCUGUGUUUAAGCGUUUCUUCCGAGCAUUAGACUAUGCUCGUGACGGACUUUAAAUUAAUUAUUUUAGUUGGUUUUGUAUUUUUGGUAUUCUCUAGAUGUGGUUAUUGUGACAAUUAUGGUGUUCUAUUUUGUAUUAUUUACAUUUGGUUAUUAUCUUAG